AUGGUUGCUGCCAUGCUGGCAAUUAUCGCUCUGGCGCUGCCAACCGUCCAUGGGGAGUGUCGACGGCAAGAUGUUCGAGAGUGCGAAGCGAUUUGUGUUUCCAUCGGUUCGGAAGGCCAAGUGAAGAACGACAGCUACACCGGUGUCGGUGCCCAGCUGGAUACAAAUCAGUGGAAGUGUGAAUUGAGAAUUAUUGUGAUUUUACCAGCCAAUACAAGUAUCGAAGCGUCAUCGCCACGGGUCCAUCCGGUGCUGCUGAAGGCGGAGGAUUACAUUAGAGCGCAGCAAAUUAUUCCUGGAUCGGUGGCAAUACGGUGGAUAUUUUACGAUGAUAAAUGCGACCAGGCCAGGGCAACUGUCUCAGCGAUGGAUGGCACGGGUAGAGAUUGUGGCCAUGUCAUUCUCGGACCGGCAUGUGAUCUAUCCCUUGCACCUGUGGCGCGCAUCGGGCGGUUCAUCUACAAUGAUGGCAUACCUGUGAUAACUGGGGCCGGCUACACGUUCGACUUCGAGCAGAACAAAACACGCUGCGAGGACGAGUUCUAUCUGCUCAUUCGGACCGGCUGGCUAAGCUUCCAACGAAUUGCGUUCUUUAUGAUCGAUCUGCUGCGCCAUUUCAAAUGGAAUCGUGUAGUGUACUUCUACGAACGUCACGGUUAUUUCAAUGUUGCUGGGCCCCAGACGGGCCACCUGAUGCUGAGUACUAUGGCCGAGUAUUUUCGGCGAGAAAACAUUACCUAUCUGCCGUUUUCCACCGAUUCAACGCGAACCAAUUUCACCGAGAGCUUGAAGGAGAAGGUUGGCCUAAGUCAUUCAAAUUUUAUUAUUGACUUCACUCCUCGUUCAUCCGACUUGCAGCACAUUGAAGUGCAUGACGGUUGA
Messenger RNA from Armigeres subalbatus, 882 nucleotides. RefSeq names its product atrial natriuretic peptide receptor 3. The coding region runs from base 1 to 882 and encodes 293 amino acids. The record is from RefSeq and is a predicted model, not a curated record. The transcript has 4 exons. Gene Ontology annotation, biological process: signal transduction. NCBI's taxonomy places the organism in Eukaryota, Metazoa, Arthropoda, Insecta, Diptera, Culicidae. Gene Ontology annotation, molecular function: signaling receptor activity; peptide hormone binding.